Messenger RNA from Trichomonas vaginalis G3, 598 nucleotides. Its product is annotated as protein of unknown function, DUF4106 family. The annotation marks the transcript as partial. The transcript has a single exon. NCBI's taxonomy places the organism in Eukaryota, Parabasalia, Trichomonadida, Trichomonadidae. The record is from RefSeq and is a predicted model, not a curated record.
AUGUUUGCCGACAUACAAAAGACUCCAACAUCAGAUGAAAAUAUCCAGCAUAGAAUGGAAGAACUGAAAAAAAAUGUACACAAAUACAACAACCCUUUUUACUUACGAGCAUUUAACGUUCAAUCUUCGGAUGAACUCGGUGAAAAUAAAAGGUUAAAUUUCAAGAAAACAUAUAGAAAUGAAACAUUGUUUAAAGUUCAUUCAGAACCUAACCAAGAUGGAAACAAACCUACUUUUGUUUCUGCAGACGAUGGAACUACAAUGAGAUGGGGUCAUAAAGCUAACCCGGAUAGGUGGUUCAUAAACUUACAACCACAAUUCCAAGAAGUUGUAGACGCAAUGGAAGUCAAUGGUGAACGAGAUAUAGCUGGUAUUUUAAGCGCGGCUUUAAUGCCAUUGAAAGAUAUGAAACAUGCAGAUAUUUUGGACCAGUAUGAAAUGAACAUGGCUGAUGGAAAUAUAACACCUGACGUUCUAGAACAUUUAUCUCAAAGAACUACACAGAACCAUAGAGAUGGUAUAUUUGGUGAAGAGUUUAGAAAGACAGUUAGGGAGAGAGAAGGAAGAGAACCUAUUGUACAUGACCUUGCAAAUGAAA